UAAACAUACUUCUAAACCUUCUAAGUCUAUCGAGCGAUAUGUCGCCUAAAAUUAUUCAAUGAAUAUUCCGUUUCACGUUACAUAAAUACACUUCUGAUAUCGGCAUGUGAUAAUAAUCGUAUUUUUCAAGAUUGAAAUAAUUCAGAUUCUGGAAUGGUAUAGUACUCGCACAUCCUGUGUCGAAAGUAGACAGUCCCUACUGUGUUUGUGUUUGUUUCAGUAUUCGAAAUGGAUCAACUGUUAGAUAAAGUUAGAGGUCAUGCCAGGGCAGGUAGCGGCAACCAAGAAUUCUUCGAGGCCACCAAGAAAGAAGCCUUAUCCCUUCUUCAUAAAGAACUAGAGAAGCUCGAAGAUGCCUGUCCAAAUGUCAAGAAACCUGAUCUAUCCAAAAACUUCCGCGGUUUCGUCCAGCUCUAUUCCAGGUUCCUGGAAGAAUCGGGUCCAUCAGUGGACUGGGAAAAAAUCGAAAAAUUACAGAACGACGCAGUCAGGGAUUACAAUACACUGGAAAAACCGACAACAGAUAUCGCGCACGAAAUGUUGAACAAAUUGGUCGUUGUUAAGCUUAACGGUGGCUUGGGAACCUCGAUGGGAUGCCACGGUCCAAAAUCUGUUAUUGCUGUCAGAAACGACCUCACCUUCUUGGACUUGACAGUGCAGCAGAUCGAGCACUUGAAUAAAACGUACAAAGUCAAUGUCCCUUUGGUACUCAUGAACUCCUUCAAUACAGAUGAAGAUACUCUGAAAAUAAUCAGAAAAUACAAAAAUCUCCAGGUCGAAAUUCACACAUUCAAUCAGUCUUGCUUCCCCAGAAUCAACAGAGAUACUCUGAUGCCAAUUGCCAAGUCUCCUGACACACAAGCUAAUUUGGAAGCUUGGUAUCCACCAGGCCACGGUGACUUCUAUCAGAGCUUCGAGAACAGUGGUCUGCUUUCCAAAUUCCUCAAGGAAGGCCGUCAGUACUGUUUCCUUUCUAACGUUGACAACUUGGGAGCUACAGUUGAUCUAAAUAUUUUGAAUUUCCUGUUGAACAGUCCUAAUGAAAAGGGUCAGCAUGAGUUUGUAAUGGAAGUUACAGAAAAGACUAAGGCUGAUGUCAAAGGAGGUACCCUUAUCCAUUAUGAGAAUAAAUUGAGACUUCUCGAGAUAGCACAAGUACCAAAAGAACAUGUCGAUGAAUUCAAGUCCGUUAAAAAAUUCAAAUACUUCAAUACAAAUAAUUUAUGGGUAAAAUUGGACGCCAUUGACAGGGUUCUCAAGCAAAACAUUCUUGAUAUGGAAAUAAUUAUAAACAACAAGCAUCUGGAUAAUGGACUGAACAUCAUACAACUUGAAACUGCUGUUGGAGCAGCAAUGAAAAUUUUCGAAGGGGGCAUAGGUAUAAACGUUCCUCGUAGUCGUUUCUUACCAGUCAAAAAGACCUCUGACCUUCUUCUGGUCAUGAGCAACUUAUACAAUCUUAAAAAUGGCUCUUUAACAAUGUCUCCGCAAAGAAUGUUCCCAACAACGCCUCUAAUCAAGUUAGGAGACGCUCACUUUGCCAAAGUUAAAGAAUUUCUUGGAAGGUUCUCCAAUAUCCCUGAUUUGAUUGAACUCGACCAUUUGACUGUAUCUGGGGAUGUAACGUUUGGUCGAGGAGUGAUUUUGAAAGGAACAGUUAUCAUAAUUGCAAAUCAUGGAGAAAGAAUAGAUAUACCAUCUGGUGCAAAUCUAGAAAAUAAAAUAAUUACAGGUAAUUUGCGCAUAUUGAGUCACUAGUUACUUAGGCAAAAUUAAUUUUAUUUUUAACUCUUUUUGUAAUUUUAAAAUGUGUCUGUUUUGAAAAUGUAUUUUUGAGUAUAUUGUCUCAUCUUUAAUUUGUUAUUUACAAAAGUUUGAAAUUUGUUAUUUUUAUGUCUAUAUAUUUGUUACAAUAAAUAUCUGAAUUUUA
Harmonia axyridis is the source of this 1930-nucleotide messenger RNA. Its product is annotated as UTP--glucose-1-phosphate uridylyltransferase. The coding region runs from base 229 to 1758 and encodes 509 amino acids. Lineage: Eukaryota; Metazoa; Arthropoda; Insecta; Coleoptera; Coccinellidae. The record is from RefSeq and is a predicted model, not a curated record. Gene Ontology annotation, biological process: UDP-alpha-D-glucose metabolic process; glycogen metabolic process. The transcript has 6 exons. Gene Ontology annotation, cellular component: cytoplasm. Gene Ontology annotation, molecular function: UTP:glucose-1-phosphate uridylyltransferase activity.